Molecule: messenger RNA, 3388 nt
Organism: Scomber scombrus (Atlantic mackerel)
Lineage: Eukaryota; Metazoa; Chordata; Actinopteri; Scombriformes; Scombridae
Gene: pptc7a
Product: protein phosphatase targeting COQ7 a
Exons: 6
Coding region: 315-1208 (297 amino acids)
Source: RefSeq, a predicted model, not a curated record
AGCGUAGAGGGCAGCUGGGCCACAUUUUGUUAUGUAGCGUCUCCAAGACACAACUGUGCACCAUGGCCGCAGAGAAACAGCGUUUACCGGUACUUUGGAGUGGAAGAGGCGACUGUUGACUGUGAUAUUUUUCUUUUAUUCUUCAGUUUUCACGGCGCAGGAAUAAAAGCUCUCCCGAGGCUACUGUGUUUAUAGUAUAUCAGCGGGAGGCAUUGUCUGUGCGUGGCGACUGUUGUUGUCGGCAUCGUGUGCUCACGUCGACGCUAAGCUAGCGCGGCUGCUGGCUCGGUCGGUCUGCGUGGUGGGACCUGGUGAUGUUGUCCGUGCUGUCGUACGGCAGAUUGGUUGCCAGAGCUGUCAUCGGCGGACUCUCUCAGACAGACAGUCGCGACUACAGCCUGGUGACGGCGAGCUGCGGUUUCGGCAAGGAUUUUCGUAAAGGCAUCCUGAAGAAAGGGAUGUGCUAUGGGGACGACGCGUGCUUCAUAGCCCGGCACAGAUCCGCGGAUGUUUUGGGUGUGGCAGAUGGAGUAGGUGGUUGGCGGGACUAUGGCGUGGACCCGUCGCAGUUUUCGGGUACACUGAUGAAGACGUGCGAGAGACUGGUCAAAGAAGGACGUUUCGUUCCCAGCAACCCUGUGGGAGUCCUCACGAGCAGCUACUAUGAGCUGCUGCAGAACAAAGUGCCACUACUGGGCAGCAGCACAGCCUGCAUUGUGGUAUUGGACCGCCAGAGUCAUCGGCUGCACACAGCCAAUCUGGGAGACUCAGGCUUCCUGGUGGUUCGGGGAGGGGAGGUGGUUCACCGCUCUGAUGAACAGCAGCACUACUUCAACACACCCUUCCAGCUGUCCAUCGUUCCCCCUGGGGCCGAGGGGGCCGUCCUCAGCGACAGCCCUGAUGCCGCAGACAGCUCUUCCUUCGACGUCCAGCUGGGUGACAUCAUCCUCACAGCCUCCGAUGGGCUCUUCGAUAACAUGCCUGACUACAUGAUCCUGCAAGAGCUGAAGAAGCUCAAAAACACAAACUAUGAGAGCAUCCAGCAGACUGCCCGGAGCAUUGCAGAGCAGGCGCACGUUCUGGCGUAUGACCCCAACUACAUGUCGCCUUUUGCACAGUUUGCCUGUGACAACGGACUGAAUGUCAGAGGAGGAAAGCCAGAUGACAUCACGGUACUGCUCUCCAUAGUGGCAGAAUACACCGACUAGAGUCUGUGUGGGACUGUGACUUAGGGGGCAUCUGCCUCUGCAGGUGAUGGACUGCUUUGAUUCCUGCUGGCCAGGAUGAAGGACUGAUGUUGGAUGCUUCCCCCGCAUCCCCUGGCUUUAUUCUGCCUCAAACCCCAGCUGACAAUCACUCCCUUCAGCCCCGCCCCUAACCCUACUCCAAAAAAAACCUCCUACAUGCCCACUUCUCUGUUAUCAUGUGUAUCAGAGAGUGGCAGAAUAAAAAGGAAUGGAGGACUCUUGGCCAGGCUGCAGUGUUGGCAUCUUGCCACUGUUCCAGUCUCACUGGAUAAUCCUAUUGUCCGGGAUAAGCAGUCAUUGGGCACGUUGUUGAUUUGGGCACGGAGGAGGUCGAGAUUCAAAGAUGGGGCAGAUGUAGCUAGCAGGCGCGAGGUGUUCGACUGUUUAAGCAGCCCCAUGCUGGGCUGCCAGAAUGGAAAGAUUCAGUCCAUCAGUAGUGUCAAGAAAGGAACUGUACAGGAAACAGCAGCAUUAGGGCUGAAUAAAUGGCCUGCUUUGUGCAAGCGGAUGUUCCUGAUGAUACAGUGAUAGUUAGAAAAAAGGGCCUGGAACCUUGUAAGUGUUUGAUAAUAUGAUGUGACUUGUGUGCUGUUCUGGGAUGUUUUGUUGAGUGUUUGCGAAAGAAGUAGUGUAUGUGACGUUUAUACAUUUUGUUUAGUUUCUUGGGGUAAAUUGAUCCAAUAAGAUUUUAUGAAGAGCGGCAGCUGCCUUUUCCAUACCAGUGCGAGUAUUGCACACAUUUUGUUACUUUGUGGCUGUUAGAAAGAGGCUUAUAGUUCAAAAGCCUCUCAAAAUAUAUAUUGUGUCAAACUAAUGCCCCCCUCCCCUUUAAUCUCACAGCUGCUGCUGAAGUCUUGAUUGUGAUUACAUGUGAUGUGAGAAUGAAUGUGUGUAUGCGUGAUGAAUGCACUCAUGUCAGUGCAUCUAUUGUGAGUAGUAUCAAUGAAGUGAAUGUGAAGGUGACAGACUUCUCCAUAUUCACUGGGCUGAAUUGGUCUCAUAGCCUUAAACGCACAAAGCUUAAGAAGCAUAUCUGAAAAAAAGCGCAACACAGUGGAAGUUGGUCAUGUGACCAAAUGUAUUUUUGUAAUGUCUUUGUUCAUUGGGAUUGGACUGUUCACCACAUCAGAGUAGCUUUAGAAACUGUUGUUCACAAUCAGAGUUUCCUUUCCUCCUUUCCUCCCCUGCUAUAAAGCUCCAAAUGGCACAUUCAAAAGUCAGGCCACUGCAGGUUUCAUGUGAAAAAUGGUUGCCAUGUUGCUUUUCCAUCACUACAGAUUUGCACUCUGCAUUUACCAAAACUUUCACCCACAGAUAAAAAAUAUUUCUUAGUAAAGUCUGUAUUUUGUAUAAUGUUGCAAUGAUGUGCCUUGUAUCAGGUGUUGUUGAUACUGGCAAACAUAAUUCCUUAAACCCCUCCGAAUAUGUGGCAGGUACUGAGCACAAAGCCUGAAACUGUUAAAUAGCCAUGAGAGUUAAAAACAGCUUUCCCAUCAUGCCCUGCUGUCUUAACACGAGACCUCUUUGCCUACAGUAUGUUCAACCGUUUUUCUCCUGAAAUCUGCUUUUGCGCACCAUGUCAGGAGCUGAGAAUUAGUGAUAAAGCCAUCUCACGCUUAGAAAAUCCUCCCUGUGGAUACUCAGAUCACUGUUUAAAAUCUGCACUAUCUAAUGAAUGGACUGUUUCCCUGCUUUAUCUGACAUGUUCACACUGGAAGACUGCAGUGUCAGGUAUCCAUUUGAAAUGGGGCUAAUGGGCUUAGAUGCAGUCAAUGGUCAAAAUGUGAGCUUAAAGCAUUAUAGCACUGAGGACAAUCUAAGCAGCCUUAACUAUAUUACAAAGCAAUUCUCCCAGUCAGAUGGUACUGCCACUGUGGGCUCUGUGGUUUCCUGCUUCCUGACUCACACCUGCCCUCACUCUCUUCCCUGUCAUUUCCCAUCUACUUCAUCUUCCUCUUACAAAAACAAACUUUGUUACAACCAGAGCAUGUGUGUCUAUGUGUGUGUGUGUAUAUAUAUAUAUAUUUAUAUAUAUAUGUAUAUAUAUAUAUAUUACACAUAAACAAACUAGAGAUUGAAGCUCUGUGAAAAAGCAUUUUCAAAUCUGAACAAUAUUUAAAUAAAGAGUUUAGUAUUUAUUA